AUGCUGCUCCGCCUUGGCCCCUUGCCCACCCUGGUCGUCUCGUCUGCAAACGUGGCGCGCGAGGUGCUGCAGCUGCAGGACCACGCAUUCGCCAACCGGCCCGCGCUCGCCAUCCCGCGGCGGCUCCUCUACGGCUGCACAGACAUCGCCUUCGCUCCCCACGGCGCCUACUGGCAUGGUGUGUGCAAGAUCGUCGUGCCCCACCUGCUGAUCCCCGCCAGGGUGCGCGCCUACCGCGGCGUGCGCGAGGAGGUGGUCGAGCUUGUCCGGAAGGUGGAGCAGCAGGCACAUGAAGGCGACGUCGUGGUGUGGUCGAGCGAGCUCCUAAGCGGCUUCUCCAAGGACGUGAAUGGGAAAAUCAUGCUCGGGUGUUUGAAAAAGAUGCCAUCAUUUAAUAUUUGA
This is a messenger RNA of Triticum aestivum (bread wheat), 402 nucleotides long. Its product is annotated as cytochrome P450 71A1-like. NCBI's taxonomy places the organism in Eukaryota, Viridiplantae, Streptophyta, Magnoliopsida, Poales, Poaceae. The record is from RefSeq and is a predicted model, not a curated record. Bases 1 to 402 code for a protein of 133 amino acids. The transcript has a single exon. Gene Ontology annotation, molecular function: monooxygenase activity; oxidoreductase activity, acting on paired donors, with incorporation or reduction of molecular oxygen; iron ion binding.